CGCUCUGAGCUCCUCAUUCCACGAGCGGUACGUGGUAAUUGAAAGAUCUCUUUUGUGUUACAACUGUGUUACCAAAAUGGGGACCAACACUGUCCUCAAACUAGUCUGUUUUAUUUUUAUGGUUGAAAUCAUCCACCAGUCAUCGGCGAGACCAUCGAUACGUGCCGAUAACUGUGGCUACCAGACUUGUCCUCUGGAAAAGGAAGGAUUCAUCAACGUUCAUCUCGUAGCUCACACACACGACGAUGCUGGCUGGUUAAAAACUGUCGAUCAGUACUAUUAUGGAGCUCGGAACCAAAUUCAAGAAGCCGGAGUCCAGUACAUUAUUGAUUCGGUGGUAGAUGAACUGAAAGACCAUCCUGAUCGUCGAUUUAUUUACGUGGAAAUGGCAUUUUUCUCAAGAUGGUGGGAAGAGCAAAACGAUGCCACCAAGAACAUUGUACGAGACUUGGUAAAUCAAGGUCGAUUGGAGUUCAUCAACGGUGGCUGGUGCAUGAAUGAUGAAGCCACAGCUUAUUACGUGGACAUCAUUGAUCAAAUGUCUCUUGGCUUGAUUGCUCUGAACGAUACUUUUGGUGAAUGUGGACGUCCCCGGAUCGCCUGGCAGAUAGAUCCUUUCGGCCAUUCAAGGGAACAGGCCAACCUGUUUGCUGAAAUGGGUUAUGAUGGAUUGUUCUUUGGACGACUGGAUCACGAAGACAAAAAAGAGCGAACAUCCAAAAGGACCAUGGAAAUGAUUUGGAAAGCGAGUAACUCUCUAGUCAAUCAAAGCUCGUUGUUUACUGCCGUGAAUUACAACUUGUACCAGCCACCGCCUGGUUUCUGUUUUGAUAUUUACUGCAACGACGAACCAAUUAUUGAUGAUCCUAAAUCCAAAGAUUACAACGUCGAAAAGAGGGUUACCGACUUUCUCAACUACUGCCAACAACAAGCCAAUGCGUAUGCCACAGAUUCUAUCCUUUUGACAAUGGGAAGCGAUUUUCAUUACCAAGAUGCUAACGUUUGGUUUAAGAACAUGGAUAAGCUUAUCAAGUACGCGAACGCUCGUCAGACGGAAGGCAGCCGCUUUAACCUGUUCUACUCGACUCCAAGCUGUUACACGAAGGCGUUAAACGAUCACGCAAUCACAUGGCCAACCAAGACGGACGACUUUUUCCCGUAUGGCAGUGAUUCGCACGCUUAUUGGACCGGAUAUUUCACAUCUCGUCCAGCUUCUAAAUACAUGAUUCGACAAGCCAGCAACCUUUUGCAAAGUUGCAAACAAAUGGAUGCCACUCUAGCUAGGCAAGGUGCUACCAAUGCAGGUGAUAUUUUCACGAUGAAAGACGCCAUGGGAAUCAUGCAACAUCACGACGCUGUGACGGGCACUGAGAAGCAACACGUCGCCGAAGACUACGCCCUCCUACUUCAUAAGGGAGUCGAGGAAUGUCGAAAAACACAGACUUCCUAUUUCGAAAAGGAGCUUGUGCGUGGUGAUACACCGCUUCCAAAAAUGUCCUUCUGCCAACUAAACAUUAGCCAAUGCGAGCCAUCAGAGACGAACAAUCAAUUCGUAAUUAACGUCUACAAUUCUAUGUCACUUGUAGUUGACAGAUACGUACGUGUUCCACUGCCCUCCGGAAUCAAUUUCGAAGUUCGCGAUACGUUAGGGAAUACUAUGCCAUCGCAAAUGAUUCCAAUUGCGGAAUCCAUCAAAGCUCUUCCGGGUAGAGUAAGCACCGCUACACGAGAACUCGUUUUCCUCGCUAGAUAUUUACCUCCACUUGGAAGCAAAUCUUAUUUCGUCCUACCAGUGGGCAGUGGUGAUGCUGAAACAAGAGAACAAGACAACAAAUUUUCCAUUUCUAACGAGAAAGUCAGCGUAGAAAUCGACGAUGUAACUGGGCUUAUCAAAUCCGUAACAGUCAACGGCAAAACGACUCCACUCAAGCAAGAAUUCUUGUGGUACGCUAGUAAAAGUGGAGACAAUUCACAAGCUGAGAAACGUGCAUCCGGCGCUUAUAUUUUCCGCCCGGAAGGCAAUGAUCCAUCGGCAAUUCCCAGUAUCGGUGUCAAAACUACAACAUACUUGGGUGAACUCGUCCAGGAAAUCCAUCAAGUUUAUAAUCCCUGGGUGUCUCAGACUAUUCGCGUAUACAAAGGGCAAGAACAUGUUGAACUGGAUUGGGUUGUUGGGCCUAUUCCUGUUGAGGAUGGAAUCGGAAAGGAGAUUAUCAGCCGCAUUUCGACUGACAUAGCCAGUAAAGCAACUUUCUACACCGAUGCAAAUGGACGUCAAACUCUCCAACGAGUUCGUGACGUUCGUGAAUCCUAUCCUUACACCGUUACCGAGCCAACAGCAGCCAAUUACUAUCCUGUUAAUUCUCACAUCUUCCUUAAAGAUUCAGUCGGCAAUCAAAUGACCGUGUUGGUCGAUCGGCCACAAGGCGGGUCUAGUCUUCACGAUGGAGAGCUAGAAUUAAUGGUGCAUCGACGUUGCCUAUAUGAUGACGCUUUCGGUGUGGGAGAGGCACUGAACGAAACGGCUUACGGCACGGGUUUGGUUGUACGCGGUACCCAUUACCUAAUUCUUGGAGACGGUACAAAUUCGAUGAAAUUGACGCGUUCGCUGAGUCACGAGCUCUACAAGCAGCCUCAAAUUUCAUUUAUCCCUUCAACGCUUUCUUUUCUCGAAUGGUCAGCUCUCUACAGAACGGAGCAACAAUCGAUCAGCCGAACUUUACCAAACAAUGUUAACUUGUUGACAUUGGAAACGCUAGCUGGAGGUAAAUAUUUGAUAAGAUUGGAGCACAUUUACGAUGUUGGUGAGGACCCCAUUUUGUCACAGUCUGUCACCGUAUCACUCGAGGGUUUGUUUCCUGGCUUUACCAUUGUAUCGGCGGAAGAGACUAUGCUGGGCGGUAAUCAGUUCAAGAAGGAUUCCAACAGGUUGAUUUGGAACGCUGCAUCCACUGGAAGCAAGGCCGACCAGCAAAUGGGGGAGGAGCGUAUUGCGGCUGUGCUACUCCGUCCAAUGGAAAUUCGCUCGUAUAUACUUACUUUGGUUCGCAACAGUUAGAAAUUCUAUCGCGUUCACAGCAGUGCCGUAUGGCAUCAAACUAUAAAUU
Molecule: messenger RNA, 3107 nt
Organism: Daphnia carinata
Lineage: Eukaryota; Metazoa; Arthropoda; Branchiopoda; Diplostraca; Daphniidae
Product: lysosomal alpha-mannosidase-like
Exons: 19
Coding region: 77-3058 (993 amino acids)
Biological process (GO): mannose metabolic process
Cellular component (GO): lysosome
Molecular function (GO): alpha-mannosidase activity; carbohydrate binding
Source: RefSeq, a predicted model, not a curated record